AUGGAUGGCGCGGAGCUGGCCGGGCAGAUCCUUUACACCUGGCUGACUCUGGUGCUCGGCCUCAUACUCCUGCCUUCGGCCUUUGGGGUGUCUUUGGGCAUCUCUGAGAUCUACAUGAAGAUCCUGGUGAAAACUUUAGAGUGGGCCACAUUACGAAUUGAAACAGGAGUUGCAAAGCAAUCAAUCCUUAAAAACUCAGCUUCUGUCGGUAUUAUCCAAAGAGAUGAGUCACCCAUGGAAAAAGGGCUGUCUGGUCUGCGAGGAAGGGACUUUGAGCUGUCUGACGUGUUUUAUUUCUCCAAGAAGGGGUUGGAAGCCAUUGUGGAAGACGAAGUGACCCAGAGGUUCUCCUCAGAGGAGCUAGUGUCAUGGAAUCUCCUCACAAGGACCAAUGUAAAUUUCCAGUACAUCAGUCCUCGGCUCACCAUGGUGUGGGUGCUGGGCGUCAUUGUGCGCUACUGUUUUCUGCUGCCUCUGAGGCUUACCUUGGCUUUCAUUGGGAUCAGUUUGUUUGUUAUAGGAACCACCCUGGUUGGACAGCUGCCGAGAAGCAGCCUCAAAAACCUGCUGAGUGAAGUGGUCCACCUGACUUGCUGCCGCAUCUGUGUCCGUGCCCUCUCCGGAACCAUUCACUAUCAUAACAGGCAGUACAGGCCCCAGAAGGGAGGCAUUUGUGUUGCCAACCAUACAUCCCCAAUCGAUGUUUUGAUCUUGACCACGGAUGGGUGCUAUACUAUGGUUGGCCAGGUUCAUGGUGGAUUGAUGGGAAUUAUUCAGAGAGCCAUGGUCAAGGCUUGUCCACAUGUCUGGUUUGAACGCUCAGAAAUGAAGGAUCGUCACCUGGUUAUAAAGAGACUAAAAGAACAUAUUGCUCAUAAGAAAGAAUUACCCAUAUUAAUCUUUCCUGAAGGAACUUGUAUCAACAAUACUUCAGUCAUGAUGUUUAAAAAAGGAAGCUUUGAAAUUGGAGGAACCAUCCAUCCAGUUGCCAUUAAGUAUAAUCCUCAGUUUGGUGAUGCGUUUUGGAACAGUAGUAAAUACAACAUGGUGAGCUACCUGCUUCGAGUGAUGACCAGCUGGGCCAUCGUCUGUGACGUGUGGUACAUGCCCCCCAUGACCAGAGAGGAAGGAGAAGAUGCAGUCCAGUUUGCUAACAGGGUUAAGUCUGCUAUUGCUGUGCAAGGAGGGUUGACUGAGCUUCCUUGGGAUGGAGGGCUGAAGAGAGCCAAGGUGAAGGACACCUUUAAGGAAGAGCAGCAGAAGAAUUACAGCAAAAUGAUUGUGGGCAAUGGAUCUCUCAAGUCGGAAUUGGACUGA
This is a messenger RNA of Rangifer tarandus platyrhynchus (Svalbard reindeer), 1317 nucleotides long. Lineage: Eukaryota; Metazoa; Chordata; Mammalia; Artiodactyla; Cervidae. The record is from the annotation of a GenBank genome assembly.